This is a messenger RNA of Chlamydomonas reinhardtii, 2385 nucleotides long. RefSeq lists its product as uncharacterized. The record is from RefSeq and is a predicted model, not a curated record. The transcript has 3 exons. Lineage: Eukaryota; Viridiplantae; Chlorophyta; Chlorophyceae; Chlamydomonadales; Chlamydomonadaceae. The coding region runs from base 40 to 1428 and encodes 462 amino acids.
CCAGUUGAUAACAGCGGUACAGCUAAGCCUGAGGGCGAGAUGGCGUCAACGGAAGGCUUGCUUGACGGCCCUAGCUUGCAAAUAGGGCCCGAAAUAUCUUCUAGGCACCGCAAAGCCAUCGCGGCUUUGAGCGCAGGGCAGCUGCUGGCGCUCGCGGAGUUGCGCGCGAUUGCUGCCCAGCGGUCUAAGAACUGGGGCGUCAGGCCCAGCGGUGCCGAUGGCGCGCCAGCUGUGGCUGCCACUCCUGCGCGCCUGAACCCUGCGGUCACACAUGCCCACGUCCGGGCUCGCAGCACGCGCGCAGCCUCCGCCGGCAGCGCUGCGCCCCUGGGCAGCUACCAGGGCUCUGCGGCCGCCGUAGCCGCCGCCAGCCCCGCCGCCGCCGCCGGCGUGAGCUCAUGGGUGCAGCUGCGCCGCGCCAAGCUCCGGCGCAAGGCGGAGGAGGAGGCGGACGCGGUGGCGUCUGCCGCCAUCCCGCCCGCGCUGCACCCGCUUGCUCCGCCCGCUCCCAGCCAGCUCGGGGCCGCCCCCGCCACCGGCGCCAAGCGGCCGGCGGCAACGUUCCACGCGGCCAUGACUUCUGUGGCGCGCAAGCGUAUCGCCAUCCAGCCGCCACGCGGCUGUCCGCCCAUGCUGCCCGGCGGCGCCACGCAUCUGGGCUGCCACCUAGCCAGAAAGGUGGGCCUGGCUGACCGCAACAGUGGCGGCGUGGGCAGCGGCGGCAGCAGCCUGGCGCGUGUGUACGGCGCCCGGCUGCGGGUGCGCGAGCUGCCGGACGACUACCGCGACUGCUUUGUGGGGCUGGAGCCGGAGCCGCAGGCGGAGCCCGACCCCGACGAGCUGAUGAUGUUGGCCGCAGGCACCGGCGGCGCCGGCGCGGCCGGCGGCGCGGCGGACGCGAAGGCGCUUCAGCGCAAGGCGCAGCGCGCACGGGCGGCGGCGGCGGCUGCCGCAGCAGGCGGCGAAGCCGCCGCAGCUGCGCUGGUGGCGCAGGCGAGUGGGGCGCUGCUGGGUGGCGGCGAUGAGGCGGUGGCGGCGGCCGCGUAUUACACGAUGCAGCAGCAACAGCCGUCAGGGCAUCUGUUGUCGGACACGUUCCUCAGUGGUGCGGCAGCGGCCGCAGGCAUGGCGGCGGCGGCCGCGGCUCAGGGCCUCGGUGGCGCCGCCCUGUCCGCCUAUGACGCCGCGGCGGCGGCGGUGGCGGCGGGCGCGGCGGCGGCAGCCGCCGCCGCCGGCCGUGACCACCUGAUGCUGGACGCUGACGAGGAUGAUGAUGACGACGAUGAUGACGUGGAGACGGAGGAGGCGGACGGGGUGCAGGACGCGCUGGCGGAGGCGUUUGAUGAGCUGGGGGCGGAGGCGGACGGAGGCGCGGCGGGCGGUGCUGACGGCGGCGGCUUCCAUGAGGACGACGUGGAGGAGUUCUGAGCGAGGCGUCUUCGUUGUUGGGUUUCAGGGUGUGAUGUGGGUUGGGUGGUACCAAGGACAAGGAGAACGGGUCGCAUGCCUACUGCGCAGGCAACCAGUGCCGCCGCAAACGGCUUACCCAGGUCGUGGGUUCGCGAUUUCGUGUGCGAACGCCGAAAGGGCUGUGCCUAUCCUGCCGUGCGGCACCGCAGGUUCGAGAGUGUGUGUGAUGGGACAGGGUUCAAGGCAGGUUGGCGAGGUCCCGUAGGGUGCAGCUGAUGCCCAGACCCUUAAGCAGACGGCAAACAGUUUGCAGUGGCAGAGCAGAAGUGCAUGGCUGGUCGAACGCCGGCGUUACUGUACCGACAAGUUGGUUCGAGAGUACUUUGUCGCGCUGGGCUAUGGAAUGGAGGUCUGCGUUGGCCGCUCUGCUUGGUAGAGAGAGCAAGGUAACAGACUCAGUUGCCAGGUUUUGACUGGCGGUGCUCACGACCUGCAAGUGGCUGCGGCACUAGUCACUCAUGCCACACAUGGGCACAGGCGGUGGUGGAUGGGCGCUUUUUUUGCGGCACUCCAGAGGCACGCAAGCAGAAUGGCCGAUGCCAGGCGUUGCGCGCACAAUGCCGAAUUGCAGCUACCCUACGCCCGCGUAUGUUUUGCUACAGUCAUCGCGCAAGGGUGAUGAUAAGGGCCCGAGCAAGGUUUCGCUAGGCUUCGCAGGUGGAGGGCAAUGGGUGACCGCCGACGGCAGGUAAUCGUCUAACUGCAGUUGGGCCGUUGGGGCGUACCCAGCCUUACCCCAAACCGGCCCUAGUCGCCGCGCACGGUUCCUGGGUUCGGAAGGGCGGCGAAAUGAAAGUCGGGGUUGGGUGGGAGAGGGUGGAAGUGUGGGAGGGCAGAGAUGAAGUUCAGGGCUCUGCGACGUUGCAUACUUGACGCCGCUUCCCGAAAUGCACUCGUCUGUAAUGCUUACGGCAU